AUGAGACUAAGGCGCCAGGGGGUUUCCGCCGCACCUGUGAUUACGUCGGCCUCGCCCGAGUCGUGGAAGCCUCCAGAAUAUUACAAGACAGAUCGUGAGCGGACGGCGAUCUUAGAGGCGGUGGCGAAGCACAAUGUUUUGUUCGGCCAUCUGUCUGGUGCUAAUCUGGCUAAAGUGAUUGGUGCCAUGUUUCGCGUUUCCUACAAGGAGGGUGAUGUAAUCAUACAGCAGGGAGACCCCGAUGCCAGUCAUUUCUAUGUAAUUCAAUCCGGUCAGGUGGGUUACUAUGUCACACGCGGCAAGUCAUUACCACAAUUCGUGGGACAAGCAGGCCCCAAAAAUGGCUUCGGCGAACUCGCUUUACUAUAUGGCAGCCCCCGAGCCGCUACUGUCAAGGCUCUGGAAGAUACAGAGCUCUGGGCUCUGGACCGGGAGACAUUCCAAUUAAUGCUUACAACUUCAGAAAAUACCAAAAAAAGGACCUAUGAAGAAUUUCUCGAAAAUGUCAAUGUAUUUAAAGGCCUCAAUAGAUUUGAGAUUGUAAACUUAUGCGACAUGUUAGUCCUGGAAUCCUAUCGACCAGGACAAUGUAUCGUGAGUCAAGGAGACCACGGACAGAAGUUUUACAUAUUAGAGAAGGGGGAGGCUUGUGCUGUGGUGAGAGACGAAGCUGGGAAAGAUUUAUUGGUUCAGCAUUACACUCGUGGAGGGUACUUCGGCGAGUUGGCACUCAUCGGCGACGGCUUCCGACGGGCCAGUAUUUACGCCAUCUCUAAGUGCAAGCUUUUGAGCAUUGAUAAGUCCACUUUCGACCGGUAA
Molecule: messenger RNA, 819 nt
Organism: Gregarina niphandrodes
Lineage: Eukaryota; Apicomplexa; Conoidasida; Eugregarinorida; Gregarinidae
Product: cAMP-dependent protein kinase regulatory subunit
Exons: 2
Coding region: 1-819 (272 amino acids)
Biological process (GO): regulation of protein phosphorylation
Cellular component (GO): cAMP-dependent protein kinase complex
Molecular function (GO): cAMP-dependent protein kinase regulator activity
Source: RefSeq, a predicted model, not a curated record